AACAAACACUGCUUUAACUUUCAUAUAUAAUAUUUAGUUAGACCUUAGCCAACAAUUACAUUCACAAAUUCCACAAUAGUAUCCAAAACAAUAACUCAUCCACAGUAAUAGCCAUUACUUCAAUACAACCUUCGAAAUGGAGACAACCAGUGAAAGGAAAACCCAAAUUAUGGAGAAGCGAAAGCUCAUGGGCGACAAGAGGAUGAGCAUGGGAAUGAAGUCAUUCUAUGCCUCGGUAAUAGGAAGCAUUUUCCGGAUGAGCGAUGAGCAGCGAAACUCGUUUUCAGCCAUGUUUAGGCGCCACAAGGCUGACGCACAAUAUGUUGACGCUACCUACGUUGAUAAUCCCAUAGAGGAGUACGAGCCCAUUUAUCAAACCGUCUUCGAUGACGACAGGGAUCCCGUGCAUGAGCCCACAUUCUCCAAACACCGCAUACCCCUUCAGAUACGUUGUCUGGAGCGCUACCACAAUUCGAAGCGGGAGUACGCCAAGCAGUUCAAGCGGGAGAUCCAGCUCCUAAUUGACAACCAGUCCACGGCGGAGGAUGCCUGGCAAUUCGUAAGAACCAUGGCUUAUACCACACUUUGGCCGCCGCUGCACACAAGAAAAGAACUCAAGAUUUUUGAAAAGGACUUUUGCAAGCUUACGCCCAAAGAGCAGAAACGCUACAAUAAAAUAAUGGCGACCAAUUUUUCUUAAAGUCUUUAAGAUUUAAUAUCUAAAAUUUUAUAAUUUAAAAAAAAAUACAAAAUAAUAAAAGCAA
This is a messenger RNA of Drosophila yakuba, 764 nucleotides long. RefSeq lists its product as uncharacterized. The record is from RefSeq and is a predicted model, not a curated record. Bases 137 to 700 code for a protein of 187 amino acids. The transcript has 3 exons. NCBI's taxonomy places the organism in Eukaryota, Metazoa, Arthropoda, Insecta, Diptera, Drosophilidae.